UAUCAUUUUGUAAACCAUCAUCGUCAAUUUCAUUUUGUCAAAACCCCCACCAAUCACGUGCCUAACCUGCAGGCUUACUAAUCGCCAUCAUCCAAAAACUCAUCAACCAUCUCAAAGAUAACUUCAAGCUCCAACCAGCUCUUCACCAAAAAACACUCUCACAACAAUCCUUUUCAGGCAAGAAAAAUCACAAAAUCUACAAUCACACAUACAUCCAAACACUUUAUUAUACUCACGAAAAUGGCACCCAAAGCCCAACGCGUAGUAGUCGAACGCCCCGCUCGUCGCACUCCUCAACCAAAAGGUUAUUUCGCAAGCACAUAUUCUGCAUUAACUGCACCCGAAAAUGCGAGUGUGGUGAGGAGUAUUGGGGUUUUUGGACUUGCAGUUGCGUUUUUUUCGAGCAGUUGGAGUGAUUAUCUUUUACCUCCGUGAGUAUUGAGCAUUUUUCUUUUGGUUUUGGGACUUAGAUUUGUAUGGGGCUAAUUGUUGUGUUUAGUUUGUAAUGAAUGGUUUUCAGGAUGGUGUGUUGGUAUUGGGAAUGGGUGGGGAUGGGAAAGGGAAAGGGAAAAGAGGAAGGGGCAAGAGUGAAAAAUGAAGUGGAUGAUAAGGGAUACCUUUAAUGACGAUAAAUGUACAAUGAAUGGGUCGCAGAUGGAUACAGUAGCGGAAGGAGUGUAUGAUAGUAUUCUGUUGGACAGACCGGAUAUGGACAAUGGCAUAUGAUGCAGUGGAGAUAAUCCAAAGGACUUUGAAUGUGUAUACAUUGGGAUGGAAAAUGAGGCGUUGAUACUUUUGAUGAAUGGAUCUCUACUUCCUAUGUUCGCAAAU
Molecule: messenger RNA, 831 nt
Organism: Sclerotinia trifoliorum
Lineage: Eukaryota; Fungi; Ascomycota; Leotiomycetes; Helotiales; Sclerotiniaceae
Source: the annotation of a GenBank genome assembly